Macrosteles quadrilineatus (aster leafhopper) is the source of this 619-nucleotide messenger RNA. RefSeq lists its product as uncharacterized. Bases 113 to 601 code for a protein of 162 amino acids. Lineage: Eukaryota; Metazoa; Arthropoda; Insecta; Hemiptera; Cicadellidae. The record is from RefSeq and is a predicted model, not a curated record. The transcript is spliced from 3 exons.
CACUUACCUAAUAUACAAUUUAUAUGUAUUAAAUGAAAAUUGUUUGAAUAGUGUUGCGCGGCUGUGAUUUUUAAGUACAGAUAUAGCGAAGAGACAGAAUUGUUUUAUUUAAAUGGGGAAAUGCAAAGAGCGAGAACCUGAGAUAUGCAUUGGAAGCUAUUGCAUUGGUAUAUACCGAAAGAAAUCAACAAAAUCAGCCUCGAAUUGGAUUAUGUAUAUUUUCUUGUUGCUCGUGAUUGCCUUGGGAGUGUUCCUACUUAUUAAUUUUGCUCCGGAAAUUAUGAACUUCUUUGGAAACCUCUUCGCUGGAAAAUCGUCAAGAAGAGGUAAUAAAAAUAGAAACAAGGAUUCUAAAGGAAAUAGAAGAGAUAAAAACAAAAACAAAAAUACAGACAGUGAUGAUGAUGACGAAGUCAAAUCGUCAAACAGUGGAAAAAGCGGUUCAAAAAAGAAACGCAAAGAUAAGGAAAAUAAAUCUGAAUCAUCAGCAAAUCCCACGGAUAAUGAAAUUGCAUCGAAGACGUCCUCAAAACAAAAUAAAACUGACAAAUUAAAAUCGGAGAAACCUGCAAGUUCAGAUGACGAGGAUGGAAACGGCUGAAUUUUUGAUAUAAUACAA